AUGUGGCCAAGGACUGAUAGUUUGGACACUGAGCCUCCUGUUUUCAAAGAACACAAGGGCAGAGCACAGACUAAGAGGAGAAAGGGCCAAUUUGAGAAGCCAGCACCCAAAGACACUUCAAGGAUGGCCUCAAUUACCUGCUCCAACUGUAAGAAGGUGGGCCAUAGGUACACCAAUUGCCAUGAUGCUCUCAAGCCUGCACUUGGUAUGACAACGAACAAACAUCAGCCAGGCACCAGCUCUUACCCAACUGAUAGUAGAAGUACACCAGCACCUGCAAGGACUACAACCUCUGCUGCUGCCACUGCUGGUGGAUCAUCAAGGAGGGCAACAUCUGCUACGAGUAGACCAGCUCCAGCAAGGAGGGCAACACCUGCUGCUGCAUCAGGUGCUGCUACUAAUACCACACCAGCUAGGAGGCCAACUAGAUCAGCUGCUGCUAGUGCACCAGCUGCUCCCAAGGGUAAGGCAGCAGCCAGUAAAUCUUCAUCAGCUGCUCCCAAGAGUAAGGCACCAGCUGCUACCAAGGGUAAGGCACCAGCAAUCAGAUCUUCAUCAGCUGCUGCAAAGGGACCAAGGUUAGCUUUCAUGCCUCCAAUACCAACCGAUGGUUCUCAGAGAGUUAGGAGGCCCAGCAACAGAAUGAAGGGAUACUUGACUGCCUCUGGUGCAGAAUGGUGA
Aegilops tauschii subsp. strangulata is the source of this 681-nucleotide messenger RNA. Lineage: Eukaryota; Viridiplantae; Streptophyta; Magnoliopsida; Poales; Poaceae. The record is from RefSeq and is a predicted model, not a curated record.